This is a messenger RNA of Sparassis crispa, 3111 nucleotides long. Its product is annotated as Rad4-domain-containing protein. The record is from RefSeq and is a predicted model, not a curated record. Gene Ontology annotation, biological process: mismatch repair; nucleotide-excision repair. Lineage: Eukaryota; Fungi; Basidiomycota; Agaricomycetes; Polyporales; Sparassidaceae. Gene Ontology annotation, cellular component: cytoplasm; nucleotide-excision repair factor 2 complex; nucleus. The transcript has 11 exons. Bases 1 to 3111 code for a protein of 1036 amino acids. Gene Ontology annotation, molecular function: damaged DNA binding; single-stranded DNA binding.
AUGCUCACUGAAAGCAGCUCAGUCGUUGGAGGCGACAGUGAGAGCGAGGAUGACUUUGAUUGGGAGGAGGUCAUUGUGCCCGAGGCUCAGGCGGUGGAAGAACCUGUCGUCCUUCAAACUGUUGCUGACGACGUGCAGGAAGGUCCCUCUGCACGCCCCUCGGGCAACAUAGAGAUCACAAUCCAGGCAAAGACGAAGAAGCAAGGUCCACUGAAGAAGAGCGCGAAAGGGGAACAGCUGUACGCGCAGCGUCUGGUGCGGCUCGACUGCCACAAAAUACACACCGUCUGUCUCCUCGCCAAUGCGCGCACACGUAACAAAUGGAUUAACGACCCUCUCCUGCACGCGCGACUCAUGUCCCUCGCUCCGCUCUCGCUGCAGAACGCGUUCGCGCUGAUCCACAAGUCGCGCGUGCCCGAGGCCGCCCAGCGAGGACGGCUCUUUGAGGCAGCUAUUAACCGCCUCACCGAAUGGUGGAGCGCGAGCUUCCGCGUCGAUCCUACCGGCCACAUUCGCAGCCGCACCUUCGAAGACGUGCAGCAGCGCCUCGGCCUCUCCCUCUCCGCAGACCCCGCGGAGGCGCGACGCAGAGCGAAGGGAAAGGAGCGUGCGAUCGACGUGGAUGAAGAGGACGCGGAGGUGAUCAGGAGCGAGAAGAGCCUGAUGAAGCACGCGUUGAUGUUUCGCGGGUCGCGUGAUGCGAGUGCCCAGCUGUUCACCGCCCUUUGUCGCGCUCUAGGCAUCCCGGCGCGUCUGGUCGUAAGUCUACAGAGCGUGCCCUGGCAGGCGAACGCGGGAAAGUCCAAGUCCACUGCGAAGAAGAAGGGCAAGGAGGCAGACGGUAAGGGGAAUGACAAAGAGAAAGGGGAAGGGAAGGGAAAGGAGAAGGCGGUAAACGGGGAAGCGGAAGAGGGGGAAACUGCGGAGGACGAUGACAUGGAAGAGGUGGUGAUACCCGCCGGUGCGUCUGCAAUGUCUGACCGUGGAACCGACAAAGGCAAGGGGAGAGCAAUGGAAGACGACAUAUUCCCUGUGGGGGGCCAGCGCCUAGACGGGGGCAGUAUCCCAGCGGUAAACGGAACACCCAAAGAUAAAGGGAAGGCGAAGGCACCACCCAUCAUCAACCUGCGAAAAAGCCGCGGUAAAAAGCUUGGCUCAGCUCCUAAUAGACCUCCACGACGAGAGCGCACUCCCGACCCGACGACCUCGCCGCCUGUGUUCUGGACAGAGGUGUUUUCGCGCGCCGACGCACGCUGGCUGCCCGUCGAUCCCGUCCGGUGCAUCGUCAACAGGCGCAAGGUAUUCGAUCCCACGCCUAAUGCUUCUGCGCUCACGAAGUCGGACCGCAAUAGACCCGUGCGUGUCGAAAACCGGCUGGUUUACGUUCUCGCGUUUGAAGAGGACGGGUAUGCGCGCGACGUGACGCCGCGGUACGCAAGGGAGUAUGGCGCAAAGGUCGCGAAGGUACAGCAGGGGGGGAGGGGCAGGCAGCAGUGGUGGGAGGGGAUACUUGGGCUGGUGACGAGGCCGUAUAGAUUGAAUAGAGAUGAUCUUGAAGAUGAUGAGCUGCAGAUCGAUCAACUUACAGAGCGGAUGCCUACGACCAUGACAGGGUUCAAGGACCAUCCGUUAUAUGUCCUAGCUCGGCAUCUAAGGCGGGACGAAGUCAUCCAUCCGCUCAGAGAGAUUGGCAAGUUCCGAGGCGAGCCAGUAUACUCGCGCUCCGCCGUGCUCUCACUCAAGACCGCGGAGAACUGGAUGCGCCAGGGCCGCAAGGUGCGCGAAGGGUGCCAGCCGAUGAAAUGGGUCAAGCAGCGGGCCAUGACUGUGAACAAGAAACGCGCGAUCGAGAUGGCGCUGGCGGAGCAGAAGGACAAGCACGCAGCUGCCGAAGAGGAUGGGGGCGAUGGCUUCGCCAGUGAGGGAGGGGUGAUGCAAGGCCUCUACGCGGAAAAUCAAACUGAACUGUACGUUCCCAAUCCAGUCAUCGACGGGAGAGUACCGAAGAACGACUUCGGGAAUAUCGAUCUUUAUGUACCUUCCAUGCUUCCCGCUGGGGGAACCUACAUUCCUUACAAAGGCGCUGCCAAAGUCGCGCGGCAGUUAGGGUUUGACUUCGCGGAAGCAGUGACGGGCUUUGAAUUCAAAAAGCGACGAGCCUUCCCCAUAAUCUCGGGUAUCGUUGUCGCAGCGGAGAAUGAACAAACCGUGCUUGAGGCAUUCUGGGAAGCCGAACAGGAUGCCGAAGAGAAAAGAAGAGCCAAACGGGAGGAGCAGGUCCUCAAGCGGUGGACGAAGCUCGUGCAAGGCCUCCGGAUCCGCCAGCGGCUCCAGGAACAGUAUGCUGAUAACAACGUACGUGAGAGCUCGAUCGUGCAGGAAGAAGAAAACAAGGAUGCGCAGCUAGAAGCAGGGGGCUUCCUCACGGGGGCAGACGAUGUGGUUCAGCCAUUCACGCUACCGAAGAAUCUGCAUGAAAUGCCCAGGACGUCCACCACCAUAUCACUGGCUCCCAGCCGCGAUACACGCAGUGCCAGCCUCAAGCUUGACGAGGUGGAGGACGUCCAAACGCCUGCUGCAGCAUACACAUUAACCCUCGACGAGAACCACGACGAAGAUGAGGAUCUGGAAGAGAUCGUGGUCCCGAUACAUAUGCAACCUGGCACGGCGAUUCCGAAGAGCAUCCGAGAGCUUGCUGAGGAUGCAGCAAGGCAGCAGGCGGACCUUUCUCACGAGGAAGAGGAGUCUCGACCCGUGUCCUCACUUGCCCAGGACAACAAAUCAGAUGCCACGAAGGGCACGAGCACUCCGAGCAGAAGCGCUCGGAGUACGCGCAGCGGCACGGGGACGCCCGCUGCGACGUCGAGGAAAGCUAAAGCGUCAGCUCAGCCCUCUCCGCGUCGGUCUCGGAAACGUCCCAGGAAAGACGCCGACAAUGAAGAUGCAGAAUCGGAGCCAGAGAUAGCUACAGCUUCACCGUCAAAGCGCACAAGAGCCUCUGCUCCGGGAUCAUCUGACCGUGUUCUGCGUACACGGGUGCCCAAGAGUGCGACUCAAGUUCAGGAAGAGAAGGAUAUGGAGCUGGCUUAUCGAAGGGCUGUUGCGGAGUAG